Messenger RNA from Momordica charantia (bitter melon), 761 nucleotides. Lineage: Eukaryota; Viridiplantae; Streptophyta; Magnoliopsida; Cucurbitales; Cucurbitaceae. The record is from RefSeq and is a predicted model, not a curated record.
CAAACAUAAAAACAAACUCGUUAUCCAAAUUAAAACAUAGCAGUCAAAACAAAUCAUCACUCUUUCUUAUCCUUUUACCAUUUAGUGCAUGCACAAGCACAGCUUCUACUGCCUUCUAAACCAUGCUCUUACACCGCUCUAUCUACCUAUCUAUCCAUCUAUCUAUAUAUUCUUCGAAACCCGUCUUGUCGACAGAAGGAUCAAUCACAAUCACAAUUCAUGAUAACGAUGAAAGGAAAAUCUGUAAAACGAUACAUCAAGAAGUGCAGAAAUGCAGCAAUUCAGGCUCUACAAUAUGCAGCAAUUUGGUGCAGUUAUUGCAGUUGGGAUUUGAUGUCAAGUUGUGUUGAGGCAAAAGCAAUUCCUGAGGAUGUUCCAAAGGGGCAUUUUGUGGUGUACGUGGGUGAAGAGUGCAGGAGAUAUGUUAUUGAGAUUGCAGUGCUGAAGAAUCCUAUGUUUAAGGCACUGCUGGAUUCUGCUGAGGAAAUGUUUGGAUUUGCCAAUGGUCCAAAACUCUACUUGCCUUGUAAGGAGUAUGCUUUUGUUAGAAUUCUUCAGUGUAUAGGUUCUUAUACUAAACCAGGCCACUUCUCACCAUCUAUGGAAUUUGAGUUGAUGAGCAAAAGGGAUGAUCUAUGAAUGUGUUGUUGUGAUUAAAGAAGUGAAAUUGCAACCAAUGUUUGUAGUGUUCAUUCUACUUUCUAGUGUGUUGUGUUCCCUUUUGAGUCUAUGGUUGGUAAAUAUAGGUUCCCUCAACUAUG